This is a messenger RNA of Symbiodinium necroappetens, 192 nucleotides long. The record is from the annotation of a GenBank genome assembly. NCBI's taxonomy places the organism in Eukaryota, Dinophyceae, Suessiales, Symbiodiniaceae.
GACAACCUGCCCAUCGCCUCUGAAGCGGAGGUUUUAACCUUGAUUGCCAAGUGGAUUGGCAGCCGGCAGCGCAAGCAGGAGGAAGUCACUCGGUUGCUGCGCUCGUUCCGCAAGGGCGACAGUGUGCGGGUCCGCGUCGCAGACAUGGCGGCCCUGAUGGGCGCUCUAGGCUGGGACAUCUUUUCCGACAAG